Insectozyma verbasci is the source of this 681-nucleotide messenger RNA. The record is from the annotation of a GenBank genome assembly. NCBI's taxonomy places the organism in Eukaryota, Fungi, Ascomycota, Pichiomycetes, Serinales, Debaryomycetaceae.
AUGAUGAGUUCUUUAUCAGCUGUUAGAAUUAAUAAUCAAGCUAAAAGUGCAAUUAUUUUCCUUCAUGGUUUAGGUGAUACUGGUAAUGGUUGGAGUUUUUUACCUCAAGUUAUACAACAAACUAAAUUGGUACAAGAACCAAUUAAUUAUAUUUUUCCAAAUGCUCCUUCAAUUCCAAUUACUGUUAACAAUGGUUAUAUAAUGCCUGGUUGGUUUGAUAUUUAUGAAUUUGGUAAUCCAAAUGCAAAACAAGAUAUACAAGGUUUUUUCAAAAGUUGUGAUGUUUUAAAGCUGUUAAUUAAAGAACAAAUUGAUAAAUAUGAUAUUAAACCAGAAAAGAUUAUAAUUGGUGGUUUUAGUCAAGGUGCUGCUGUAUCAUUAGCUACUAUAUCUUUAUUAGAUUUUAAAAUUGGUGGUUGUAUUGCAUUAUCUGGAUUUUGUCCAGUUAAAGAUGAAUUAAAACCAAAAAUUAACCUGGCCAAUUUUGAUACUCCGAUUUUUCAAGGCCAUGGUACAGUUGAUCCAAUUGUAAAUUUUGAUUAUGGUAAAAAAACAAGUGAAUUAUAUAAAUCAUGGGGUUUUAAAGACUUAAAAUUUCAUGAAUAUGAUGGUGUUGCUCAUAGUGCAAGUGAAGAAGAAUUAAUAGAUGUUAUUAGAUUUAUUAAAAAUAUAUUAGAGUAA